GAGACGAAGGUGACAAUGGUCAUGGAACCCAUUCGGGGUUCUUUCAUCGAUCUUUAUCUCCUCGUUCAUUUGAUAGACUACGUACUGAACAUAGUGAUUAUUUUUAUAAACCAAAACGUGGUCCAUCAGCAUGUAAAUCAAAUAUAACAAUAACAAGACCAAUAAAAGCAUAUGAAACAGUAACAAAACUUGUUGAACUUUUAUCCAAAGGUAAUAAUAUUCGAAAACCUGAUAAACAAAAUACGGAAGAAAUGGAAUCACCACCAUUAUCAAAAAAAUAUGAUGAUCACAGAUCUUCCUCACAUUAUUCAAGUUUUUUAUCAAUGGAUGGAGGCGAUUUAUUAUCAUCAACAUCAACAAAUUCAUCUGUAUUUUCAUCUCGAACAAAUUCAUCUAUAUCAACAGUAGCUGAACAAGAUACUCAAGUGAUUAUUAUUGAUGAACUACCAUCACAAUUAAAUGAAACUAGUUCACUUCAAUCAAAAUCUGAAUCAAAUAAAACAAUUAUUGAUGAAAUUCAAACGAAUUAUUCCUUAUCUCCAUGUGAUGUACCAGCAAUUGGAUUAAAUGUAACUACAACUGGUGUACAUCUUGUUUUACUUGAACUUUAUCCACAAAAUGUGAAUUAUUCUACAAUAGUUUUUCAACGUUAUCUUAUAUCAUUAGUUCUUGAUCAUGAACAUAAUGAUUGGUCAAUAUUAAACAUUGAUUUACCAACAAUAACUGAACAAGAAGCAAAUUUUCGUUUAUUUACAUUAACACAUGAUGAAUUUCAAAUUAUACUUAUACGUUUACAAUCAUUUAUAAGUUAUAAUUCAUCAUUAGCAUCUUCAUUUGUUCUUAAUAUUGCUUUAACUGGUGAACAAACAAAUGAAUAUGAAUCAAAAAUUUCAUCUCGUUUAAAUAAAAUCAAUCUUAAUUUUGAUAUUAUUCAAUGUCGUGCAGAAUCUUAUAUGAUUGGUUUAGAAUUUUUUCUACAAAAACAACAACGAAUAAUUACUAAAGAUGAUGAACUUAUUGAAAUAUUAAAUCAUAAUUAUACUUUUGAACAAGAAAAAUAUCAACUUUAUCCUUAUAUACUUGUUCAUGCAGAAGCUGCAAGUACUUUUUUCUAUAUUGUUCAUUCAUCAAGUAAAUACACAGUAGUUACAUCAAAUAAUUUAUGUUAUAAAACUUAUACAAAUUUAAAUAAACUUCUUCAUCCUGGUUUCGAUUCACACAAUGAUGAACAAAAACCAUCUUCUUCUUCAACUUAUUUAUCAUCACCAUUUACUUUUCGACGAGCAUCACCACCAACAUCAUUUGAUGUUACUCGUCAAGAUCUAUGUAAGAAAUGUCAUCGUUCAUCAUCAUCUAAUCCAUCACAAAUACCAGUAACAAGUUUUACUCGUUUAUCCCAUCAAUAUUUUCCUGAUGAUUAUUCUCUAUCAAAUAAACCACACUAUAUUUAUCGUGGCUGGUCAAAUAGACGAACAGCAUCAUACGAUAAUAAUAUUUGUACAUUUGAUGUUCAUACACAAACAGAUGAUAGUUUUAUUCAAUCAUCAUCAUUACAAACACGUUUAGCUAUGCGUCGUUCAUUAUUAUCAAUGUUUAUUAUGAAUCUAGCAUUAACUAUAAAAUUAAUACAUAAACUUUACCCAUCAGUUAAUCAUUGUAUGUUAACAGGAGAAUUUUUUCAAUUAGAAAAACAAUCUGCACAAGAUUUAACAAUGUUUAUUCAAUCAAUUAUGGAAAAAACAUUAUUAAAUAUAUGUCAAUUAAAACGAGAACCACUUGUAGCUGCAUUAGGUUGUGCACUUCCUCGAAUUUAUUUUGAUGUUAUUGAUGAUGAAGGAAUACUAGGCAAUGAUUGUAUUAGUUGA
Adineta steineri is the source of this 1865-nucleotide messenger RNA. The record is from the annotation of a GenBank genome assembly. Lineage: Eukaryota; Metazoa; Rotifera; Eurotatoria; Adinetida; Adinetidae.